Molecule: messenger RNA, 1020 nt
Organism: Trametes versicolor FP-101664 SS1
Lineage: Eukaryota; Fungi; Basidiomycota; Agaricomycetes; Polyporales; Polyporaceae
Exons: 4
Biological process (GO): mRNA processing
Cellular component (GO): THO complex part of transcription export complex
Source: RefSeq, a predicted model, not a curated record
UACGUGCCGCCCCCGCUCUCCGUGCAGCAAGAAGAUGCAAUCAUCCACACGCGCAUUACGAACGACGAGAAGGCCCUGCGCCGUGUGACCCGCAAGUUCCACACCUACGCCUCCGUCGCGUACCCCCCAAUCGUCCCGCCGACACCGUCCAACGGCACGUCCGUAGAGGAUGCGCGCGACGCCUUCCUCCUCGAGCUGGCCUCGUUCCAGCUGUCGCUCAAGAAGAGCUUCAUGGUGUGCGAGGCGGAGGCGCGGCAGGUAGAGGAGUACCAGCACGAGCGGGGUCGCAUAGCAAACGAGCGCAGCCGCCUGAAGGACCAGAUCGAGGAACACAAGGCUACCCUUGAGCAAGCGCAGCUCGAGCGUAAGCAGAAGAUCGAAUACGACGUGAUCGCGGAGAAGGUCAACACGCUGCCCAACAGGGCAGAGCUCGAGCAAUCAAUACAAGCUCUCGAAAACGACAUGGCGGCCAUACGUGCUGAGCAGGAAAACCAGAACCGCAUACUACUCGCGCAGAAGGCCGCGCUAGACACCGUCAUCCACGAUAUCAACGUGCUCCGCCUCAUGGGCAAGGACGCGGCGGAGGAGUCUUCCGCAGACACCCCUGCACCGGACACACAACCCGGAGAAGAUGUGGAGAUGGACGGGACCGGGAGCGUGCGCACCCGCGAGGAGUCUGGCGAGCUCAGGGAGGACGUGCUAUCACGGGCAGCUAGCACCGGAAAGGCGGUGGAGGAGGUGCACGACUCGGAUGAAGAUAUCCCACUAUCGAAAGCGCUCCUCAACCCCGCCGCGCGAGCGUUUCUGCCGACGUCACGAACAAAUACCCCUAUACUCUCCGCGUCGCGCAGCACACCUGCCGCUCCACCGAAAUCAUCAGAAGAGGACGAUAUCGAGAUGGGAGAGAUAGGAGAGGAGCCCAGAGACGCGCGAGGGAGGCGAAAGGCACGAGAAGAAGAACUGGAAGAGGGCGAGGCGAGCGACGAGAGCAGUGAGCUCUCUGAACCUCCGGACGAUUAA